AGCGCAACACCCGCCAGCGUCAACAAGCAUUCCUUUUGAUUCAACUGUCUAAGACUCAAUUUCAUACAAGCUGGAUCGUAUGACAUUCUUUCCUGCAAGCAAUCAAAUGAUGCAAUAAGCAUGAUGGCUUGGGGUUAUUGGAUUUCUCUUUGAGAUCAAGCCGAACAAUUUCCGCAACAAUCAUGGCGGGAUAUACUAAUCUCAAGCCGCCAGCCUCCCAGCUGCCGCGGGACUCUCUCGAACUUGCCUCCUUGGCGUCCUCUUCUCCCGAAUCUCACCGUUCAUCAAUUUCUUCAUCGUCUUCCGGAGUGCCGUCCUCUCGUCGAAUUUCUUUGGAAAAUGACGAUUUUCUCUCUCCAGCAAAUGCCGCUGCCGAAAGCGGCCGGCCAGGUCAUCGUGGUCGCUCUUACUCUGUUUCUUCAGCUUUUGAAUUCGCCUCGAACCUCUUUCCAUUGUCCUUGACUGCAGGCGGAUAUGCGCCAUUGACGGCUCCGAGCUCCAUGUCACUGGAUUCGCGGAACGCUUUACAAUCUGGAUCACUUGAGAAGCACAAAACUCUGACGUAUCUCAACGGGCUCUCUCUCGUCGUCGGCUUAAUUAUUGGCUCAGGAAUAUUCUCGUCGCCCAGCCAAGUGAACUCUCACGCCGGCUCGCCAGGUGCAUCAUUGAUUGUCUGGGCGGUCGCCGGAAUACUAGCAUGGACCGGCGCCGCAAGCUAUGCGGAGCUUGGAGGAGCCAUACCCCUGAACGGAGGUGCGCAAGCCUACCUUUCCAAAAUCUUCGGCGAGCUGGCAGGAUUCCUUUAUACCUGGUGCGCAGUGUGCGUCCUCAAGCCGGGAUCAGCUGCAAUCAUCUGUAUCAUCUUCGGCGAGUACGUGGUGCGUGCGAUAGUUGGGGCAGAAAUUGAGACUAUUAGCGUCUGGAUAAGCAAAGGGGUAGCAGUCGCGGCCCUGCUUUUAAUCACGUCAUUGAACUGCAUAUCAACCAAGAUUGGUACCCGCAUGGGAGAUUUAUUGAUGCUAUUCAAGUUCAUUGCGCUCCUUGGAGUUACAAUUACCGGUGUGGUUGUGGCCAUUACAGGUUUCUCUUGGCGAGGCAAUUCAAAUGAAGACUGGAAACAUGGCAGUUGGUUUCAGGGCACAAGUAAAGAUGUGUCUAAUUGGGCUGUUGCGCUUUAUGCUGGAUUGUGGGCAUUUGACGGUUGGGACAAUGUAAAUUUUGUCACUGGCGAGUUUAUCAAUCCAUCUCGAGAUCUGCCUCGAGUCAUCCACACAUCUAUGCCACUUGUUAUAGUGUCAUAUCUACUUGCAAAUGUGGCAUACUUCUUUGUGCUUCCUUCAAAGGUUAUCGAAAAUAGCAACACGGUUGCGGUGCAAUUUGGUGCUCAGGUUUUCGGACCAGUUGGAGCUAUUGUGCUGGCUCUCGUUGUGAGCGCUAGCUGCAUUGGAGCUUUGAAUGCAACCACCUUUACCAGUGGACGGCUCGUCUAUGCCGCAGGCAAAGAAGGCUAUUUGCCUUCUGUCUUCGGUAGGAUUGGUAUCCGCCGACGAUCAGACAGCACUACCUCUAUGCGAUCACGGUCUUGGCUUACGCGCUAUCUCAAGCGCAUCUUUGGAGACGCUGGUGGCAUUGGGUAUACACCGAUCUUCGCCAUGGCAUUGAACACUGUUUUGACGGCAUGCUACAUUUUCCUCGGCGAAUUUCGCACACUUUUGACAUUCUACGGUGUGGCCGGGUACUCAUUCUACUUUUUAACCGUUCUAGGGUUGAUUGUCCUCCGGAUCAAGGAACCGUACCUGGAACGGCCAUACAAAACAUGGAUCACCACUCCUAUCAUUUUCUGUUGCGUCAGCUUGUUCCUUUUGAGUCGAGCAGUUUUCGCGGAGCCGAUCCAAACGCUUAUUGUUGUCAUUUUCGUGGCACUCGGCGUACCCGUCUUUUAUUGGCGCAUAGCUAAAAGAGAUGGAGGCCUUGGAGCCGAUGGUGGAGCGCGAACAUGGAAGUUUUGGAGAUGGAAAAAGACAUGAGCGAUUAUAUAAAAAGCGACAAUGUUUCAUUCUUGAACCUUUCGUGGUAACGUGCAUGAUACCCAGAUAGUUAGAUGGUAGAUUUGUAAAAUACCGAAUAUAUCAUCAGGAAUUAUGAUGUUUCAUUUCUUCGUUGUAAUCCGGAG
Molecule: messenger RNA, 2173 nt
Organism: Xylona heveae TC161
Lineage: Eukaryota; Fungi; Ascomycota; Xylonomycetes; Xylonales; Xylonaceae
Product: amino acid transporter-like protein
Exons: 2
Coding region: 183-2027 (614 amino acids)
Biological process (GO): amino acid transmembrane transport
Cellular component (GO): membrane
Molecular function (GO): L-amino acid transmembrane transporter activity
Source: RefSeq, a predicted model, not a curated record